AGUGGAAACACUGGCGUCACGUAUUGCGUCAAGUCAGCUGUACGCGCUUGGUGUACCGGAAUUGGUUGCCAAAGAUCGUGAGGAUUAUGUUCGAAUUGCUGUGAAAUUGGGCACGGAUCGUGAAUAUUUGAGUCAAAUUCGAGCAAAAGUAUGGAAAGCUCGGACAACAUCAACACUAUUUAACGUUCGACAGUACUGUGCGGAUAUGGAGCGCCUGCUGCAUAAGAUGUGGAAGCGAUAUGCGGAUGGCCUACCGCCUGAUCAUAUUUUAUCGGAUCGUGAUGCGCUGGAUUCUGAUGAGAGAAUGAUAUAG
This is a messenger RNA of Gongylonema pulchrum, 313 nucleotides long. NCBI's taxonomy places the organism in Eukaryota, Metazoa, Nematoda, Chromadorea, Rhabditida, Gongylonematidae. The record is from the annotation of a GenBank genome assembly.